AUGCAUGAGAAUGACAACGUUUUACCAUCAUGCUGUUCAGAUUUAUCUGUAACUGCAGCUUGCUUGUCGAGUCCUUUCAUUCAAAGGAGAGCUGUUGGUUCAUCAGGACGAAUCAGUUGGCUAUAUGAUGCGAUUAAUGAUCAAAUAAUUUCAGGCCCGAAUGUAUUUAACGAUUCGACAGUGACAUUUUCAUGUCAACGAAAAGAAUGUUUCAUGAAACCAUGCGAUCCAAAUCUACGUAGUAAUCUAUUAAAAUGGUGCAACACAGAGGAUGAAUUACGGCUGAGUGUUGCUUUACAACUAUGUGAAUCAAAGGGAAUCGGUGAAUUCAUCAACUAUUCUGGUUCAAUCGAUGAAUAUACCCGUUUUCUCUGCUACACCCAUCAUCAAACAACAGAAUACUUCAAAGAUGAAGUGUUCACAUCAAACACAAUCAAACCUCGAAAACUAGUUAUUGACGCUACUCAUGCGAUUGUAUUAGUUAAUUUUGGAAUCGAAGCGCUUGUCGUUUUACAACUCCCCCCUGACGAUGAACAAGUUCAAACGAUUGAUCAUGCCUUAGAACGACUAUGCACUUUAUUGAAGGGUGAUCAACAAGAUGUGACGUUAUCCGACGAACAUAUAGAGUCACUCGAAAAAAUACUUCAGAUAAAAGUCUUUUCGAAUACGGCUGAACUCACUGGAGUUAAAUCAGUAUUAGAUUUACAUCCGAAAAUUCAAUCAUCUUUAAAGAAUGAGCAUCUUCUCAAACCUCUAAAUUACAAUUUAUGUCCAAUUAAUUAUAUUUAUGAUACGAGGGAUGAAAACAAAUAUACAUUCACCGAGCUGAGUAACGCAGAUGUCAUCGCAAUAGAAUCUUAUUUACUUCCAUUCUCAGUCGAUUUAAAAAAUGUAGCAAGAGCAAUGGGUCAGAGCUACCCAAAUCUACGUCAGCAUCUUAAGGGCGAACAUAAGAACAUGCUUACAAGUUAUCAACAAUUGAAAGCAAUGUACAAUAAUGAAAUUCAUCGAAUUCGAAAAUUAGUUAUCGACAUUCGUCGUGGUGAUAUCAAGGAGAGCAAGAUCCACGAAGAAUUAAGCAAUGACCUAGAAGAUAAUUCAAGAAAGAUGCUUGCGGAUUUUCGCAAUCAACUUAAGAAAAUACAAAAGAAAGAUAGUUUCAUAGAAGAUUUGUCAGAAAAAGGAUUUAUAUAUCAGAAUGCGGCGGAUCGAGAGAUAUAUGCAGACGAUAAUAGACAAGUACUUGAACAGAAAGUAUUGGGAGGUGCUACAUCGACACAUAUUAUUUGCUCUAAUGAUACUUUAUAUGAGAAAAGUCAAUCAAAGUGGCAUACUCUUUGCGAUCAAUUGCUAAAAGAGCGUGAAGGAAAUCCUCAACUAAACUUAAUCUACGUUGACUUCUCAUAUGUUCCUUACAAACUGAAUGAUUUCAUCAUUUUACCUACUACUGAAAUUAUCAGUAACUUAGAUGAAACACAACCGAUCACAGCACCGAAAUCAGAACGAUCGAAAAGUGUUGAACCUAUCAAUAUUUUACUUCUUGGUGAAUCAGGAGUAGGUAAAUCUACUUUCAUUAAUGCUUUCGUUAACUAUCUAAAAUUCGACGAUCUAAAACAAGCGGAGAAGAAUCCAACUGUGCUCAUCCCUGUUUCAUUCAUGAUAACAGUUGAUGAUAAUUUUACAGAACGAGUAGUGAAAUAUGAGUGUGCGGAUGAUUUAAACAAUGAAGAUCAUGAUAACCUUGGUAAAUCAAUAACUCAGCAUUGCAAAUCAUACGUCUUUACUCUUCAAGACGGUAGAAAUCGUGGACAAAAACUGCGUAUUAUCGACACACCUGGGAUUGGUGAUACAGAAGGAUUAAAUCAAGAUGAUAAAAAUAUGCAACAUGUUUUAUCAUACAUCAAUAAUCUGACACACUUGAAUGCUAUUUGUAUCCUCUUGAAGCCAAACAAUUCACGUCUCACCGUAUUCUUCCGUUCGCGUUUUACACAACUGAUCGAUAUGUUGGGCGAAAAUAUUUGUGACAGAAUCUUAUUUUGUUUUACCAAUGCACGUUCUACAUUCUAUACACCAGGAGAUACAGGACCACUUCUAAAAGCUUUACUUAAUUCAUUGCCGGCUAAACGCAUUCCUUUUUCCAAAGAAAAUACAUUCUGUUUCGAUAGUGAAUCAUUUCGUUACUUAGUGGCAAAAUUGAAUCGAAUCAAGUUCAACAGUAUGGAAGAAGCAGACUAUAACGGUAGCUGGGAGAAGUCAAUGACGGAAUUAAAUCGUCUUAUCGGAUAUAUUCACAGUAACAUGUCUGACCCUAUUAUUUUAAAUGAUUCACAUUCAGCGAAGCAUGCACAACUCAUGAUUAAUUCAACGAUUCGACCUAUGUUAGAAGCAAUGAGAAAUACUCUUCGUAAUAUUAUUUUAUUGAAUGAACGAUGGCAUAAAACUUGUAUAGAGUUAUGUCCAAAAAUUAUCAAAGGUACAACUGCUAUUUGUUUGGAGUGUCCGCGUAAACGUAUUAAAAUUUGUGACUUUUGGGUCGCUACAGAUGGAUUACAUGUCGUUCAGAAUAAAUGUCGAACUUGUCAAUGUGAUCCAUCUCAGCAUUAUCGCAUUGAUUAUGAACUUGAAUAUAAGGAAAUCGAGAAUUCAGCGAAACCGACUGAGGAAGAUAUGAGAAAAGUCUUGCAUAAUUUGUGUGAAGCAAGUGCAGAAUUCAGUUAUUUUCUUUUACAAUCAGCCGGUAACUCUCAACAUGAUCCGUUCUUUUUAGGCUUCGAGAGAAUGAUCAAAGAAGAAAGUGAUAUCUGUGAUGAGAAGACGUCAUACAAGUUCAACUUACAUCUGGUUGAGCAGCUUCAACUGCUCAAAACCCAUUAUGAAAAAGCGAAUAAGAAAUUAGCUACGAAGAAAAUGAUAACUGAACUCGAUGUUAUUUAUCAGAAAAUUGAAAAUGUGAAUGAACAUCGAAUGAUCAAGCAGCAAAUGAACGCUAUUCAAGGAUGGUACAAAUUUAUGACAAAAUAUUAUGAAAGUGAUGUACCAAUAAACAAAGGAAAUCAGUAG
Messenger RNA from Rotaria socialis, 3060 nucleotides. The record is from the annotation of a GenBank genome assembly. NCBI's taxonomy places the organism in Eukaryota, Metazoa, Rotifera, Eurotatoria, Philodinida, Philodinidae.